This is a messenger RNA of Alternaria viburni, 555 nucleotides long. RefSeq lists its product as uncharacterized. The transcript is spliced from 3 exons. Lineage: Eukaryota; Fungi; Ascomycota; Dothideomycetes; Pleosporales; Pleosporaceae. The coding region runs from base 1 to 555 and encodes 184 amino acids. The record is from RefSeq and is a predicted model, not a curated record.
AUGGCGUACUUUGGUCCCGGUACGAGAGCAGCAUGUCAGCCAGGGCAUAUGAGAGAUCCAAGCCUACAGUGGGACGGCCGCUUCUUUGAUCCGGAGAACUCGACAGAAAAAUGGGAUGAGCUACAUGGCGCGUGGAAGCCCUUUGGCCCUUUCGAAAGAGCAAUGGACUACUUCGGAGACGGCAGUUUCUGGAUCCUAGAUGCACCUGGCCAUAUGCCUGGUAACUUGGCUGCUGCUGCAAGACUGCAAGAUGGCGAGUGGGUAAUACUUGGCAGCGAUUGCUGUCAUUCGCGGGAUUUGCUGGACGGCACGCGAACAAUUGCGGAGUUCCAAGGCCCAGGGGCAGUGAGCAUGUCACUGCAUACAGACCUUCCUUCAGCGAAAGAAACAAUCGCUAAGAUAGGACUGCUUGAAACCAGUUUUGGUGCUCAUACAGCGCUCGCACACGAUGCUAGCUGGCUGAAGAAGGGCAUGGACCAGGUGCUCAUGUCACUGCUGGACGACGAGAUGCGAGUUGCAGCCCAGGAAAAGAUACCGUAUGAUGAGAUACCGUAG